Ruditapes philippinarum (Manila clam) is the source of this 1105-nucleotide messenger RNA. RefSeq lists its product as uncharacterized. Bases 75 to 968 code for a protein of 297 amino acids. Gene Ontology annotation, cellular component: membrane. The record is from RefSeq and is a predicted model, not a curated record. The transcript has 2 exons. Gene Ontology annotation, molecular function: ligand-gated sodium channel activity. NCBI's taxonomy places the organism in Eukaryota, Metazoa, Mollusca, Bivalvia, Venerida, Veneridae. Gene Ontology annotation, biological process: sodium ion transmembrane transport.
UGUUUAAAGGUGGGACUUUUAGUAUUCAUGGAGUCUUGCUAAAACAUCUUUAAGGUAAAAAAGAAAAUUAAGUAAUGGAAGAAAUGAAAGGAGUUAAAUUUUACCGGGGGCGUAAGAGUGAUAGUUCUCUACCACGGAGUAAUUGUGAAAGAUACAACGAAAUCGGAGGAUUAAACUCACCCAUAGAUAAUCGCACCAAGAUAAAUGAUUAUCAUUUUUACACUGGUUCCAAUUUCGACAAUUCAAGUGUCAUGCAAGAAGAUGCUGGAAAGAAAUCAGCGCACAAAGAUGUCCAAAACCAGUCCCAAGACUCCGGGAACGCUCAAGGCAGCAUAAAGUCAUUUGAUUCUACGGAGAAACAGAAGAGUUUCCGGCGUCUUAUUAUCAGGUUCGCCGAGAAAACAUCGAUGACAGGCGUCCCUUACAUCAAUAAUGCAAAGUUUUGGUGGGCAAGAUUGAUUUGGUGUUUUAUGUUGCUUGUUGCUAUUGCCGCAAUGUCUUUGCACCUUUGGUAUCUUAUUGACCAAUACACAGACUAUCCUGUACAGACAAAAAUUUCGUUGGGAUUCCAGACUCUUGAUUUUCCUGAGGUUACUUUAUGUAACGUUAAUAUCAUAAACAAACGGCGUUUGGACGACUACAAGAAGGCUGAGAAACUAAAGGAACUUCUUGAUGAAUUACACCCUGAAAACCUUGUACCAAAUCAGUAUCUUCAAAACAAUGUUUUAUACGCCUCAAAAAGUCCGUCUACAGGGAAACAACAAGGCGAUGCUAACCAGGGACUGGCUAGCCAACCUCCGAGCGAAUCAAAUUUUCAAGGGGGUCAACAAAGCGUUAGUAUUUCUGGUCCGCAAAAACCACUUAUUGUAGAAUUGUUAUAUUUUUACAAUUAUAUUCUACAAAACUUUAUUUUUCAUGUUUUACAAUUUGUUAUGUUGGAUAAAAUCACUUAUGAAAGCAAUGUUUAACAUUAAACGGAAUUGUUUCAAGAAAUAAGACCUUAACGGCAAUUGUAAAUGAAAUGUUUUGUUUUGCGUUUUCUGUCCAUCUUUGUCGAGCCUUUUUAAGUAUUUUAAACAGUUCAGUAAACAGUACACAGAUUUUU